This is a messenger RNA of Spirodela intermedia, 939 nucleotides long. The record is from the annotation of a GenBank genome assembly. Lineage: Eukaryota; Viridiplantae; Streptophyta; Magnoliopsida; Alismatales; Araceae.
AUGGCUACGGCGGAGAAGGUGGGUGUCCGGUGUUACUUCGAUCGCCAAGCUCCCUUUCCCUGGUCAUACUUCGUGGGAUUCCACGAACGUUGCCUUUCUUCUCGCCGCCCCGCCAUUUCAGGCGAUUCCUCGUGCUCCUCUGUUCCGGAACACCUUUUCCUUCCCCGCUUUCCGCCGCGGAGAUUCCCCAGAACAUCUGAAUUUCCCUCUGUCGGAGUUGACUUCGAGUUAGUGGACGAAGAGCUUUCUCUGUUACCCACCACCAUCAGAAACCGGGAUUCUCCCUCCCUGUGAAGUUUUGCAGACUGAAUCGGAGCUUACUCGAAGCAAAACACAUGAAUUUCCUCACCUUCUUCGGCCUUUCUGUUUCUCUUUUCCGGGAUUCGAUUUGAAGGCGUGCGUAGGAUUUUGAUUUCUCGAACGAAAUAUAUCCUUUCUUCUGAUUAGUGUUUGAAAUUUACUCACCGUGAAUUCCUGGAUUUGAUUGCAGAAGCUGGUGCUGAAGGUGGACGUUCCCGACAACAAGGCCAAGAAGAGGGCCCUGAAGGCCGUCACCACCCUCCCAGGUACCCAGAAAGCCCUUCUUUCAGCUGCUCCGAUAUCCUCUCGUCCUCCUCCUCUAGACCUCUGUUUUAGGGUUUCUCAUCGUCGUCUUCCUCCGCUCCUCCAGGGAUCGACUCCAUCGCCAUGGACAUGAAGGACAAGAAGAUGACGGUGAUCGGCGUCGUCGACCCCUGCGCAGUGGUCGCCAAGCUGAGGAAGAACUGGUACACGGAGGUCCUCACCAUCGGCCCCGCCAAGGAAGAAAAGAAGGAGGAGAAGAAGGAGGAGAAGAAGGAGGAGACCAAGAAGAACGUCGACCACGUGAUCAUCUACGAUCCCACCCGGUACUACGUCUACGGUGGAGAGGAGGAUCCCAAUGCGUGCGUCAUCUGCUGA